GCCCCGCGCCGCCGCCGGGCCUCGCCGCCAUCUUGGCCGCUGCCCCGCUGUCCCGGGAGCGGGACGGGCCGUGCCGGGCCGGGGGAGAAAAUGAUCCACAGCCUGUUUCUUAUAAACUGUUCUGGUGAUAUCUUCUUGGAGAAGCACUGGAAGAGCGUUGUGAGCCAAUCUGUCUGCGAUUAUUUCUUCGAAGCUCAGGAGAAAGCAAUCGAUGUUGAGAAUGUGCCUCCUGUCAUCUCAACUCCACACCACUACCUCAUCAGCAUCUAUCGGGAUAAAAUCUUCUUUGUGUCUGUCAUACAGACAGAAGUGCCACCACUCUUCGUAAUUGAAUUUCUGCACAGAGUAGCAGAUACUUUCCAGGAUUACUUCGGCGAAUGUUCUGAGACGGCAAUUAAGGACAAUGUAGUAAUUGUGUAUGAACUCCUAGAAGAAAUGCUAGACAAUGGCUUUCCACUGGCAACAGAAUCUAACAUACUGAAGGAGCUGAUUAAGCCUCCCACAAUUUUGCGCUCUGUUGUCAACUCCAUCACAGGCAGUAGUAAUGUGGGAGACACACUUCCCACUGGACAGUUAUCCAACAUUCCUUGGCGCAGAGCGGGAGUAAAAUACACGAACAACGAAGCCUAUUUUGAUGUCAUUGAAGAAAUUGAUGCAAUUAUAGACAAAUCAGGUUCCACAGUCUUUGCAGAAAUCCAAGGUGUUAUUGAUUCGUGUAUUAAGCUCUCAGGAAUGCCAGAUCUUUCUCUGUCUUUCAUGAACCCACGGCUGCUGGAUGACGUCAGCUUCCAUCCAUGUAUUCGGUUCAAACGCUGGGAGUCUGAGCGAGUCCUUUCGUUCAUUCCUCCCGACGGCAAUUUCAGACUCAUCUCCUACCGCGUCAGUUCCCAGAACUUGGUGGCAAUUCCUGUAUAUGUGAAGCACAUGAUCAGUUUUAAGGAAAAUACUUCUUCAGGAAGAUUUGAUGUUACCAUUGGACCAAAACAGAAUAUGGGGAAAACAGUAGAAGGAGUAGUCAUGACAGUUCACAUGCCAAAGGCUGUACUUAACAUGAACCUCACUGCUACACAAGGCAGCUAUACAUUUGACCCAGUUACUAAAGUGCUAACAUGGGAUGUGGGUAAAAUUACCCCUCAAAAGCUACCAAACCUGAAGGGCAUAGUGAACCUGCAGUCUGGAGCCCCCAAGCCAGAGGAGAACCCAAGUUUAAACAUCCAGUUUAAGAUACAACAGCUUGCAAUUUCAGGACUGAAAGUGAAUCGCCUUGACAUGUACGGAGAAAAAUACAAGCCUUUUAAAGGGGUCAAAUACAUUACAAAAGCAGGAAAAUUCCAAGUCAGGACAUGAGAAGAUUCUAAGAGGAAAUUCCCCUUAAAAAAACUUGACUGCUUAGUGACUUAUGUUGGUUAGGUGCCAAUUAAUUACUAGAACACUGAUUAGUUUGGGAUCAAAGCAUUUGUGCACAGCAGCUCUUAAAAUGAAAGCAUAGCUUAGUUUUUCUUAAUAUAGCUUUAAAAUAAGGUACUUUUUUUCUAUUACACUUUCACUCUUUUUUUACUGAAUUGUUGUGCUGGUGAAUAGUUUGAUAUGGGCAACCCACAGAAUGUUACAAACACUACACUGCCAGUCAGAUACCAAAGCCCUGAGGUCAAGCACAUUCUGAAGGCCAGAGAGGCCACUGGAAAAGUCUUCUGGUGGCAUGUUUUGCUGCUGCAGCCACCUGCAAAGAAAGCUCAGUUCCACCCACAGCCAGCUGCAAGCUGGCAUUCCACAAAGCAACGUAAUCCCUUCAGAAAUAGAGAACAGCAGUGAGAGGGGCAGGGGUCCCCCCAGGGCCUAGGAUAUUGCAAGUGUCACUCCUGAAAAAGCUUCUGAUGAAGUAAAAAAUAAUUUCUGUGUUGUUUACAAGAAAUCGCCUUUCUUAAGAAGCAUUUGCCUUAAUCAGCUUUCAUUUCUGCCAGCUGCAGAUGAGCUGAUAAAAAUAACAUCCUGCAUUAAAUCUGGGAGGUGAUCGUUGCUUCAGUAAUCCACUUUCUUUCCAUUCAAUCCCAUCAUCCCCAUCAUUUUUUUUAAGAAUACAGUUGCAGAGAGCAAGAUCUAUUUUUUAUGUGAAGCCUUUGCUUUGAUUUAGAUGUUCCACUUGUUUGAAGUGGAUGCCACCAGGUCUGUGCAGUGUGUACCUUCCAGCGUAGCUUUUUAGAUAGCACAGUAGAAGUGUCAAGUGUAUUUAAUGGUUGCGUGCUUUAAUGUUCUGAAAUAAAGGGAACUCCACUGCAAAUAUGUCUCACCUUAUGAAAUGUUCAUGCUCUUGUAAACAAUUCGUGGUGCUCUUAAGCAGGAGGCAUCUGAUACACUAUUAAACAAUGACUAUUUGCUGUAUCUUUACUGAACUUGAGCACUGUGCAGCUGCUUAGAGUUUUAAAAGGCUGUUAACAGCACAAUAAGUAAGGUCUAUUUCAUAUUUCUUAUUUUUAAAUGGAAGACAGCUAUUUAUUUAUGAUAUUUCAAAGGCUCAACAGUCAGAGCAAAGCUGACCAAACUUCUUGUUAUACACCAACAAAAUCAUCUCUCUAAACCAAUACAUACUCCAAAGUAGCUAUCAGGUUCCAAACCGUGCAUUUGAUCAAUAUUAAUUAAGGAUAGGAUACUGGAGACCCUUUGUUUCUCUAACCAACCUGUCUGGCUUACAAAUCAAUGAGUAGGUACUAGCUUUGGUUCCUACUUGUCAUCUGAAGCAAAGUCACUUGUCAAAAUUUCAAAUACUGGGACAAAAAUGAUCCAGUCAGGAAAGAGGAGGGGAAAUCCAUCUGAACUGUGGCAGCAAGUCAGUAAGGAAAGAAAUGGUCAUACAGUCUCUAUUUGUAACUUCAGUAAUAUUAUUAGGGUAAACUUGGCCAUAAACAACCAUUUUGAAUGUCUAAAAUGACAGUAGAUAAAACAGCACCAUGAAGAACCAGCACUCUGUUUCAGCAAAUGGCAUCCUUCAGUUAUUGCACUUCCAGAAAAAAUCUUGUCUUCAGAGGUAACGGGUAACAUCCCAAGCUGAAGUCUGAGCAGCUGGAGCUGCUCUCUGCCUUAGCAGCCUGGAAAUGCUGCCCCAUGGCCUUUCAGAGCUGACACCCUUCCUGAGCUGGGACACACAGAAGUGUCAGAGCUCCAGUCCCGACCCCAGCGCGGCCUCCCAGGUGUGACUGAACAAACCCCGCCUGCUCCAGGACCUCCCACAACAGCUGUCAUCGGGACAGCCCCGCUCACCACCACAACUCACUGUCACUCACCUCUAGGAAACCAGUCUAGGCAUGGAGAUGUGUUUUGUCAAGGAAAUGGCUGCAGGUGUGUGAGGCCAGUACCUUUUCUUGUACAUGUGCUGGUUUCCUUCUGUUACAUAAACACAGAAAGCUCAACUGCAGAAGGGGGCCUGUGUUCCUGUUCUGUUUAAAAAAAAUAAUGUACCAGCACUUCUCUGAAGAGUAGAGUUUAGGGAAUCAGAUGGUAUCAAUAGCAAGGAAUUACACUGCCAGGUUUUGAUCUCCCCUUCUCCUCAUGUCCAGUUCUGGGAGUGCCGACAAAGGUGGUUAUCUGUCAGGGUCUCAUUUUCUUUCAGAUAUGGAGAGGACUGUGAACAGUACAAUACUCUGAAUUUUACCAAUUAUUACUAAAUACCAGGUGCCCUCUGGGACUAUGGGGCUAUGUUUGGUCCUACAGUACCAAUAAACAUUGGUUCCAACAAGUCAGAAUGUUGUAUGCUGGUAGAAAUUUUUAGCAAGAAAAAAUGUUUAUAAGAAGUUCUUACAGUGUCAGAGUGAAAAAUACAACAGUGGUUUCAUACUCAUCACCCUUGUAUUCAUUUUAAGAAGUAAAAUUCACAUUAACAAGAUGCUGGUCAGAGUAGCAGCUCUUCCCUUACUGACAGGACCAGGCCAACCCCAUUUUAAGUUUUCACAAUACAGCAGAUCACUGUCAGGUCUCAGGAAAAUCUCCUGUUCUCUCCCACUGAACACAGCUUCCAGUAAAUUAUUUAUUUACUAGUUUGACAGGCACAAAAGACCAAAAAAAACCCUUUGUUUAAUCUGCUAAUGUUUUAGAAACUUUGCACUUUCUAUUCAGAACAUGUAGAAACAACUGUUCUUUUGCUUUAGUUUUUUGUUUCUCUUCUUGUUGCAGCAUCAUCUACUGCUGCUGUUAUCAUUAACACUCAGAAAGAAGCGUGAGAGCACUCAUUACCACUUUGUUUUUGUACAAAUGCAUUUUUAUUGUUUUAACAGAACCAAGAAAGGUUGAAAACAUUAGACUAUACAAUACAUUUUGGUUUAUAAACAAAGUUUUAUAGUGGUAAAACAUUUCUAAGUGACAUUCAUGGUCUUGUUCAAAUUUUUGCUGCACUUCAGCUCUGAAGACCAGUAGUGUUCAAAAAUGCAGUAAUUGCAUAAGGUGGUCAAGUAUCUUGGCUUCUACAAACAGUUCGAGAACUUAGAGCAAACAUUCUGGAAGAAUAUCAAAGGCAACCAUGAUUCAUAAUUCUCCUGCAAACAUUCCUCAAUAAACAAAAAGUGAUCUUUGGCAUAAACAAUUAUGUAUUAAAGGCAUUAGUAAUAUUGCAUUAAUAUCAUUCAAGCAACUAAACAGUGAUCUAAAAUAAUAAUAAUUAAAAAAGAAAUCUCAGAGAGAAGCCUGGAUGGCAGGAGCAGGAUGAGGGGAUGUGAGGAGCACUGAAAAGCAAUACAGGAAGACUAUUUAGAAAAUCCCUUUAAAAUAAUCCCUACGUAUUCAGUGUUAUGUACUAUUAAAUAGAAAUUACUACAUUAAAAUUAAGCUAAAGUUUUGAUAUAAACCAACCAAAUGCAUCCAGGUUAAGGCUCUGGCACCCCUUCCUUCCUCUUCCUGUUGCAGGUAACUGCAAGAAGAGAGUACUAAGGAAAGAUCCUAAGUACCAAAUAUUUCAUGAUACCCAGACACAAGGAGCAAAUUCAAGAAGAACACGCCUUCUCUUGCUGAGGUCAGUUUGAGACAGUUGUAUUAUCAACAGUUUAACUUCCCUUUUUAGAUAACAGUGCAAUGAAGGGGGUGGAGGGGAGAAGGUCCAAGCACAGAAUAACUGUUGCAGGCAGGUAGAGGACAGCUGAGUGUGCUGUGUCUCUUCCUUUGAGCUGUUAAGACUGAAGUUUUUCCCCAAGGACACUUCUGUUCAAGGUGGUUUGAUCGUGCAACAAUUCUCAGCAAAUUAAGAGGGUAUUAUGAGGUCAGUGCUGAUUUGGGCAAAAGUCUGCAAGUAUUCCUUGCAGAUGUAGAAAUUCGUUCUCAAACAAGUUUUCCUUUCCAUUAAACGAACAGAUAUGAAUAUAUGUGUGUAUAUAUAUAUAUAUAUAUGAAGGCAUAUUCAAUUAUGGAAAGAUAAAACAUCAUAAGUCUGUUUUAUUAAGGGGAGGGAGUUUGGGGGGAUUAUAUUGUCAUUUUGUUUGGGAUUUUUUUUAAAGAUAUAGUAACACUUUGUUCAAUUCACUUGAAAAAAAGAUUUUGAAGACUCCAAACUCCACAAGCAGUAAAAAUAAUGAGGUAUGUGCAGCAUUAGGAACCACCAUUUGCUGGUAGGCACCAGCUUACCUAAAGAGGGUUUCAUGUCCCUGCAGAGCUCAGGUUUCAAUAAGCUUAUGCAUUGUUGGAAAGAAGAACAGUGAGGCUAAAGGUAUUUUUAAACUGAGUAUCUUUAUCUUUUAAUUUUUAUCUUGAGCGGCUGGAAUAACAUUAGAUGGAGGGAUGAGGGAAAUCAGAAUAAUUGCAUGUGCUCAUUUGGUUUUCAAAAAGAAUGAGCCAGCAUGUGGCAUUUUCUGGUCCUGGACAUGCAGCUAAGUUAACAGAACCAGGAUUUUUCAGCUCAAUACAUUGCUGAAUUGAGCAAGGAAAGAGUUCCAUGAUUUAAGGUCUCCAGCCAUAAGGCUCAAUCUGUCAACAGUGUGCCACUAACACAAUCUGCAAAACCUUUCAGUACAGUACGAGAGUUCUGGAAUGCCUAGCUACAGGUGACAGGAGGGGAACACAGACAGCUCCAGUUUCUGUUAAAGUACUGUUGCCAGGCAAGAAUCAAAAGCAAAAAGCAUUUCAGACAUGGAGCUUUAAUCCUCAGUUUACAACUGUUCUGCUGCCCCACCUUCCCUCUUUUAAUCAAAAACCCCACACCUUCCAUCAUUUCUGCAUGGUUUUAGAAUAGCCAGAUAAAGUCCUGUUGAGAAGUUGAAUGUUUCUGUAUCAAUGAUUGUCCCUAAAAAACUGCCAAGUAACCAAGUGUCCUAAACGCUCAAGACAAGCUUAAAGUGAGGUCCAUGUUUUAUAUUAUCACAUGGAAACUACUGGAAUAUACAGUGCAUAAAAUAAAUGUGCUUCUGGGAGUACAGAAUACACUAAGAGAAUCUUGAAAAGCAA
Molecule: messenger RNA, 6417 nt
Organism: Pyrgilauda ruficollis (rufous-necked snowfinch)
Lineage: Eukaryota; Metazoa; Chordata; Aves; Passeriformes; Passeridae
Gene: AP3M1
Product: adaptor related protein complex 3 subunit mu 1
Exons: 9
Coding region: 91-1347 (418 amino acids)
Biological process (GO): endocytosis; intracellular protein transport
Cellular component (GO): cytoplasmic vesicle; clathrin adaptor complex
Source: RefSeq, a predicted model, not a curated record